Messenger RNA from Suncus etruscus (white-toothed pygmy shrew), 1467 nucleotides. It is a transcript of the gene TCTE1, whose product is annotated as t-complex-associated-testis-expressed 1. The transcript has 4 exons. NCBI's taxonomy places the organism in Eukaryota, Metazoa, Chordata, Mammalia, Eulipotyphla, Soricidae. Gene Ontology annotation, molecular function: protein binding. The record is from RefSeq and is a predicted model, not a curated record. Bases 1 to 1467 code for a protein of 488 amino acids.
AUGCAGGAUUCCAAGAGGACAUCGCUUUCCUCGUCCGCCAGCCGCAGCCAAGCGACCGGCCCGACCCCUCAGACCCCGAAGUCGGCAGGGGGUCCUUCUACUUCGUCUCGGAAGGCUUCGCGGCCUGGAGCUAUGCGCCGGAUGCGUAGGAUUAUCUCUGAGGAUCCCGAGUGGACCCUGGCCAUCGUGCCCUACCUCACGGAGCUCUGCAUCAAGCAUAUCGUGGAGAACUUCCAGACCAACCCCAUCCUGAAGGAGCUGCCCCCGGAGUACCAGAAGAAGGUGCUCAGCUACCUGCCGCCCGACCUGCCGCUCUCCAUCACCGCUAACCUCAUCGAUGACGAGGACUAUUGGCAGCGCUGCUGCAUGAAGCGGUGGCAGGUAUGCCACGUAGCCCGCCACGGGGACAGCUGGAAGCACAUGUUCUUCGAGAGGCAUCUAGAGAACCUGCUGACACACUUCAUCCCAGGCACCACGGACCCCAAUGUCAUCCUUGACCUGCUGCCCUUCUGCAAGGACUACGUGUAUCGGCUGCGCGUGGACCAGUUCCUCCCACCUGUGCAGCUCCCACGCCACCUGCGAAAUGGUGAUCAGACCGACUCGGGCAGUGAGGGGGACACAGAGGAGCCCAUCACGGACCACUACUCCUUAGGGCCGCUGGUGGCCAGCCUGAGCCACCUGGAGGAGCUGGACCUGGUAUACGGCGUGAAGGACUGUGGCAUGAACUUUGAGUGGAACCUCUUUCUCUUCACCUUCAGAGACUGCCACUCCUUGGCAGCAACUGUUAAAGCAUGCUCCACCCUCAAGAUCUUCAGGUUGACCCGAAGCAAGGUGGAUGAUGACAAGUCACGCGUCCUAAUUCGAAGCCUCCUGGACCACCCAGCCCUGGAGGAACUGGACCUGUCGCACAAUCUCAUUGGGGACCGAGGGGCACGGGCUGCCGCCAAGCUGAUGAGCCACAGCCGCCUGCGGGUGCUGAACCUAGCCAACAACCAGGUGCGCACAUCUGGCGCCCAGGCGCUGGCUCACGCCCUGGCGCAUAACACCAACCUUAUUUCCCUCAACUUGCGCCUCAACUACAUGGAGGAUGAAGGCGGCCAGGCGCUGGUCCAUGCCUUGCAGACGAACACAUGCCUGACCACUUUGCAUCUGGGGAGCAACGAGCUGUCUGAGACCACCGCCACACUCCUCUCCCAGGUGCUCUCCACCAACACCACACUCACCAGCCUCAAUCUGUCCUGUAACAACAUCGGGGUGGAUGGCGGGAAGCAACUUCUGGAAGGCCUUUCGGAGAACCACACGCUCCUGGAGUUUGACUUGCGACUGUCGGAAAUCGCCCAGGAAAGCGAGUACCUCAUUGGCCAGGUUCUGGCCGCCAACCGAGAAAUCGCCCGCCAGCGAACCCUGAACCCCAGCCUCUUUGUGACCUCCAUCGCUACCAAUGAGUCCGAGAACCCUGCAGGAUAA